AUGGCGAGAGAACCGAUCAGCGCCGAAGACAAGCGGGCCGGCGCGCGGGAGGGCGGCCGCGGCGGGCCAGUUGCGGGCGAUGCCUUCCCCACGCGUCCCGCGGCGCUGCCCCGGCCGCUGAGGCAACUGGAGCCCGCCCUGGCGCCCGGCCCCGGCCGCCUGCGGCCCCGCUGUGCUCGGGGCGGCUGCCGGGGAGGUUUGCAAGUGCGGGGAAAAGAGGAAGUCUAUGUCCUGACGGCUAGUACCCGGUUGUCUGGCUCCCAGAGACUUUAUGGACCAAGCGAGCCGGCUGCAAUCCGCUGGUGUAGAAACGUGUCCUCUGUCGACAUCUGUGUGACACGGCAGCGACGCUUGCCUGGGCAAAGCCUUACUGUCCCGACCGUGCGGGACACCCAGCCGAGCGGCUUUUGGCUCUGUCGCCCGAGGGAACGAGAGGGAGGAACGGGCCGGGAUCGCCAAAAGGGUGGGCUCCGGCUGCGGGAGCAGGCGCCGGCGGUCCCCGCCCCUCCUCCGGCAGCGCUCUCCCUUCCGUCUCGCAUCCUUCUGCCGCAGCCCGCCGAGGAGCGAGGUUUUUGUAGAGUGAAGAUGAACGAAGAGACUGUGUGUGCAGUACAACUUGGAGAAAAUUUCUGCCUCUAUUUUGCAGAUGAUGAUGGGCUGGAGUGCGAUGCCCUCUGUAAGGAAAAAACUCUCCACCGAGUCCUUCGAAAUGUCAAUAGCCAGUUGCUUGUGGUUCGACCAGAUUUAAACAUGGCAGCUUUUGAAGACGUGACAGAUCAGGAGAUGAAAUCUGGCAAGGGAAUGCACUUCAACAUUCACUAUUACAAAACUACUACACCUUCAGCAGGGAUGCCUGUUGCAUUCAGCAUCCAGGUAGAAGAUAAAAGUUAUUACAUGUGUUGUGAGAAGGAAUGUGGAAAAAUGACAAUUCGAUUUAGAGAAGGAGAAGUUCCCAAAGACAUUCCUGGUGAAAGUAACAUAAUCUUUUUCAAAAAGACAUUUACAUCUUGCAGCUCCAGAGCAUUUAAGUUUGAAUACUCACUAGAACAAGGAAUGUUCUUGGCCUUUGAGAAAGAAGGCUACUUAAGAAAAUUAAUUCUGAAAAAGCUGUCAAGAGAAGAUGAAGUGGAUGAAACCAUGAAGAUAAGUUUCUAACUUCAAUCAGAAUGAAAGUCAUAACCUAUGACAUACUGUAACAGUCUUAAAAUAUAUUCUGGCUUUUUAUUAAAGAAAUAUUAUUUCCUUAUCUGAGGCAAGCCAGUUUUAUGUUUUUCCCUACCAUAAGUCAGUACAAAAACAAGUAUCUUGCAAAGCAAAACAGACUCAAAUACUUGC
This is a messenger RNA of Pezoporus flaviventris, 1335 nucleotides long. It is a transcript of the gene IL18, whose product is annotated as interleukin 18. NCBI's taxonomy places the organism in Eukaryota, Metazoa, Chordata, Aves, Psittaciformes, Psittacidae. The record is from RefSeq and is a predicted model, not a curated record. The transcript is spliced from 9 exons. The coding region runs from base 1 to 1155 and encodes 384 amino acids. Gene Ontology annotation, molecular function: cytokine activity. Gene Ontology annotation, biological process: immune response; inflammatory response.